AUGUCUGAAAACAAUAAUAAAUCGACUGCAGAAGCAAAAACUGCAUCAGAUAGUACUAAUAAAACCCAAUCGGAGACUGCACCAAAGAAGGAUGAAGCGUGGGGUUACGAUUUGUACCCUGAAAGACGGGGCACUUUUACUCCAAAAUUAAGUAAUAUUCUAAUCGGUAAAGAAGGAAAAGAGAACAUUGAUAAGUUCAAAUGUGAACAGCACGUCUAUGACUGUGUCAAGAACAGUUCUAUUGUAAAGGUGAUGAUGGCUGCUUUGAAAAGUUCUGGAUGCCCUAUAGAUAUUCGGCGACAUAUAUCCUGUGAGAUAUGUGACUACUCUGUCAGUGGUGGUUACGACCCAGAAUUAAAUCAGAUAGUUGUCUGCCAAAAUGUUUCAACCCGUCAAGGAAUGGUGCAAGGAGUACUAGCUCAUGAAAUGAUACACAUGUUUGACUACUGCCGGAACCAAUUGGACUUCAAGAACAUGGAACAUCUAGCUUGCACAGAAAUUAGAGCAGCCAACCUCACACAUUGCUCAUUUGCAAGCGCCUGGUCACAGGGAGAUGCUUCGUGGGGCAAAAUUAAAAAGGCUCAUCAGGAUUGUGUGAAGACCAAGGCUCUAUAUUCUGUGUUGGCCGUCAGACAAAUUGGCAUGAAAGAGGCUGUGGACAUAAUAGAGAAAGUCUUCCCUAAGUGCUAUGAGGACCUGGAGCCAAUAGGAAGAAGGAUAAGGAGGAACUCUGAUGAUAUGCUCAAAGCAUUCAAAGAAGCAGCCUAUUAUGGGUACGAAUAG
This is a messenger RNA of Spodoptera littoralis (African cotton leafworm), 783 nucleotides long. Lineage: Eukaryota; Metazoa; Arthropoda; Insecta; Lepidoptera; Noctuidae. The record is from the annotation of a GenBank genome assembly.